AUGUGGUUUACAGCAUCAAAUUUGCUGACCAAUCCAGCAUGCCAAAUUGCGAUUGCCCUGAUUGACUGUAAACCUAUUAACCUUGCGAGCAUUUCCUGGCCAUUUUUCAUCAUGUGCCUGGCUGGGACUGGACUUAUGAAGAAGUUGCACCCAAAGCAUGACGUUGCAGAUGACCAAACUACCUGUAUCACAAAUCUAGAGAUGCCAGUGUGCCCACCCGACAUAACAGAAAAUGGUCAUAGCAUCCUUCCCCUUCCCACCAAACAAAAAACAUCACGUACUCAGGCUACCAAAUGCAGGGAGGUUCUCAAUCACCUUGGAAAUCUCACUUUUCUUGUGCAUGAGGCGGAACCUUUAACUGCUUUACAAGCCACACUUUUCUUAGCUCUUCUCGAAUUACAACAGUUUGUACUAACAGAAGAUGGCAUUGCUCUUGAAAAUAAAGAGUCUCAUCAGGAAGACCAACAGCAGUCAUUUCCACCAUCGUCCAAAACCCAGGCAAAAGCAAACCCCCUCCCUCAAAGAAAAGGAAAGGGAAAUAAGUACUCUGGCAGGGUUGGUGAGAAGGCUGGCACAAUGAAGAAGACUUACAAUGUGUCUUUUGUUCCUGAGCUUGCAGAACCAUCAAAAACCCACAUUCCUUACAGCCAUGCCGGACUACCAGUGAGCUCCCCCAAAGCUACCCAAACUCCAGAAGAAGACAGUCACAAUCAGCCUGCAGCAAAGAAAAUGCGAACUGAUGACUGCGGUGACAAAGCCACCCCUUCAACUGUACCAGAAAAUAUUCAAGAACCAACGAUGAAUUCAACAGCAUUUAUAGUAGUAGAUGACAAUUCACCGGAUCCACAGCAAUGGAUAAAAUUUUCAGACAGCAUUGUUGACAACACUCACUUCACCUUAUACCAGGUUAGCAAAUCCAAUAUAGCAAACCCCAAUGGUUGGCCGACGGACUCAGAAAUCCAUGCUGCUCAACAGCUACUUAAGACACAGUUCCCUCACCUUGAUGGCCUGAAUGAUCCUGGUAUUCUAAGUGGAGAUCUGGUGACCCCAGCUGUCACGGAAUUUGUCCAGAUAAUCAACACUGGUGGUCAUUGGGUUUGUUUAAGCACAAUAGGAUGUGCUAACGGUUAUGUAAAAGUCUAUGACAGCAUGGGAACCAGUCCUUCUCCUACAGCCAUCAUCAACUCUUGCCAAAUGCUGUUUCAUAAUGGUAAAAAGGUUACAGUCUCAAACCAGAAAGUUCAACGACAACAAGGAGCCAGUGACUGUGGUUUGUUUGCCAUUGCUUUUGCUACUUCACUCUGCUUUGGAAAUGACCCACAAGAAAUUACAUAUGCUCAACCCCUUCUGAGAAGCCACUUUAAUGCAUGCUUAGAAGAUCACAAGAUGAUGCCAUUUCCAACAACAGACAGAAGAGUGCAAAGGCACCUUUCUGUAUCAAAAGCUGUGGUACCAAUCUUCUGUGCAUGCAGGAUGCCAAACGAUGGUGACGCAAUUUUCUCACAAGAAACCACCUUAGUUGGCAAAUGUGAAGUGAGACUUCUGUACAAUCAUGGUUGAUUACAAGAGAGUUUGAAGACUGUAAACAUAUACAUGUAUAACAUGUAAUAUUUUGAGCAAUUUAAGUAAUUGAGCAGCCUACAUUUAAGUUAUUGUCAAUGGAUAGUGAAAUCAGUUUCUAGAAUAUUUUGCCUUCCCUGACCACCAUUUGGCACUUAUGUCCAGGAUUGAAUGCAGGUGUUUUUUGGCAAACAAUUCACAUUAUAUGAAUAGAUUUUUGAACAUUAUCACACUACGUUAUCACAGAAUUGUGCAUUUAAGUGAAUUUUUAUUAGUGAGAACAAUUUAUCAUGCUCAUUUUAAAGAGCCCAAAAUCCUUGACAUAUCUGCUAUUUUAGAGGUGGCUGCAAUUUUCAUUCUUCCUUUUAGAGUUCUCUUGUUCUCCAUCAGAUGGAGUACUCCAAGAUUUUCUCAGUCCAAGUAAAUAUUUUCUCUUUAAGUUAAUAUUUUAGAAGUUUCAAUGAUUUUCAAAUUUGGCUCAAACUGUUAUACUUAAUAUAUCAGAGUCAGAGAUACAUGCAGCCUUCACAGUUAAGGUUUAAGAAAAUUCUGUGUUUGAAUUGCAGCUAGUUGUAUUUUUAGUCCAUUAAAUUUGUUCUUCAGUUGCAAUUUCAAACAUUAGAAGUUUUUCAAAUAGAUCUAAGGUAUAAAAUUAAAUGUAAGGUGGUAUUCUCAGAAUGUUGCCUUGAUUCCCUCAGCACAUGAAGUUCACAUAAUUAUAUUUUCUUCAAACCUUGACACUCAUUUUUGCAAAAUGUGUAUAGUUUGUAUAUAUAGACCCGCACAUAAUUUUUCAGACAGUCAUCCUUCCAAUUUUAUAAUAUCAGUUAUACUGUACGGGUUAAGUUUUGCCUCCUUUGGCUUUAGAGAGAAAAAAUGUGUAAAGUAAAAUAAGGAUGACAAACAUGAUUGUUAUCAGGCUCCGUUUUGGACUCUGAAUAAAUUGUACCGCUAACAUCAUUGUGCAUUAAUAAACUUGAUAAGAAUUAUUAAAGGAGUGCUAAUCCUGUCUGGGAGAGGGAAAUAGGACAAAAUGCUUUGAGAACCUGCAGUAGAGCUGAGUCCAGGAAGUGAAAUUUAACGAACAGCAAUUAACCGUGCGGCGGUAAACGCGGGAAAAUGCAUCCCUUGCACGAAUUCACCGUUACAGAAAAUACCGGAAAAUGCAUACUUUCGACUGGUUAAUACCGGUGAACAUAACGUUGGAAUGCGCAAAAUGGCUGUAAAUGGCAGAAUACAUGUUGUUUUCCAUAGAUUAACCGAACAACAAUAAAAGGUAAAACGCUUUAAAAUGCGUUUUCACGAAAUUUCUCGAAUUUACUAUUGCGGAAAAACGUUGGAAAAUGCAUGCUUUCGACUGGAUAAUUCUUGUGAACAUUUCGUUCACCGGGCGUAAAAUGGUUGCGAACAAAAGAAAACAUGGCAUUUUCUAUACGGUAUACGAACUGCAAACUCUGGAAAAUAUUAUGUUUUCCCGUAUUUACACACAUUAACCUUCCCGGAAAAUGCGUGUUUUCAGCUGUUAACUUCGGUGAAUACGUUGUUGUUCACUCGGAAAAUGCCAAUGAACGAAAGGAAAACACGCUGUUUGCCAUGUGUUAACCGAGCGGUUAAUGCCAAAAAAUGAAUUGUUUACCUGCAUUUACCGCGAAGGAAAACAACCGAAUAAUGGAACGAAUACUGGGAUUCACCGAUGCGAAAACGCGCAGAAAACGUCGGAUUUUCCGUAGGCAAAACACGGGUAAACGAUAGUAAAUUGCCACGUUUUCCGUAAAUUCAACCUUCGUUUUCCGUACGGUGAACGCUUGUUUUUUUGCCGUGCUAUGUGUAAUGUCACCAUUGCAAUGACUGGUGGCACCUUAAGUGUGUUAACAUACCACCCUGGACUGUAG
Molecule: messenger RNA, 3452 nt
Organism: Pocillopora meandrina
Lineage: Eukaryota; Metazoa; Cnidaria; Anthozoa; Scleractinia; Pocilloporidae
Source: the annotation of a GenBank genome assembly